Molecule: messenger RNA, 987 nt
Organism: Amoebophrya sp. A25
Lineage: Eukaryota; Dinophyceae; Syndiniales; Amoebophryaceae
Source: the annotation of a GenBank genome assembly
AAAAUUGUAAAAUAAACAUGUAUCAAAGACAACAUACAACAAGGAAAAUAUCAACAAUUUAUCAGACGCUUGUCAUACGUAGAAAGAAUAGGAAAAAUUAGCCAAUAAAACUUAGACAUUCAAUCAUCUGACAUCAAUACAUUGUUCAUUAUAUAAGAAAUCUGGUAUCGAGUAAGCCAUGGAGCUGAACAGGGGAUAUUUAGCAUGUCUAACAAUAACUUGUAUACUACAUCAUCAGGGAUGCUUGAUAAUAAGUUGGCUAAGAAUGGUGCACUCCUACUAGAAGUGGUGCAAUCGAUGCGCAGAGUCGUGCAACAGCGUGUUAAGCAUGUAAAGCAUUGUAGAGGUAGUCUGGACUGACCGGACACGACGAUAAGCUGUUGCCAAAAUCUUCUGCUGCUGGUCUAGAACUGUAAAAAGCCUGGCCCAGAGGAUUGCUGGCUGUCCAAUUUGGGUACAAUGCUGCCACCUCUGUGAUGAAAUUUUGGUAACUGCCGUCACUGCCGGAGGGGGAUAGAUUUUUCGCCUGGCAGACUCCCGGAAACUUUCACCGCUCUUGCACGACUCUGCGCAUCGAUCGCAGCACUUCUAGUUGGCAUAUUGUGUAACUAACUAGACAAAAUGCAAAGAAUGGUGAAACUUUUCGUAUCUAUAAACUUUGGCCUCGGACCGCUUCAGGGACUGAUUCAUCUGACCAGUGAUUGAGGAUAGUCAUUUGAGAUGCACACAUGACAUAAAGAAAUGAAUGUUCUUGUGAAGGAGCAACUAAGAAAAAGUAAUCGAGUAUAAGCAAAUAACUGAAUGACGAAUCUGAACAUAGAAAGUCUUGAUUGUUUUGUUUGAUUUGAUAGCUCUAGUAAUAAAAUUCCAAUAACAAUUUCCGAAAAACACUUGUAUAAAUCGAGAAAGCGCACAGAGAUAAGCACGCAGAUUGUAAAAAAGGAUAGAUAUUCGUACGAAACUUGGAGCUUGAAAAAAAUGUAACAU